UACAGCUCUGGAGAGUUGUUGUCGGAGAGGGAGGAGGAAGGCUGAGAGUAGAUAGACGCAAAGGCUACAGUGUAAAAUAGAAAUACCACAUAAGUAGGUGAAAAUACAAACUUCACCAUGGCAUCGGGGGACACCUUGUACAUAGAAACGGACGGGUCAGAAAUGCCAGCCGAAAUAGUUGAACUGCACGAAAUUGAAGUAGAGACAAUCGAGACCACAGUUGUUGGAGACGACGGAGAGCACCAGCCUAUGAUCGCCUUACAGCCUCUUGACUCGGAUGAUCCAAACUCAAUUCACCCACACCAAGAGGUGAUUCUGGUGCAAACAAGAGAAGAGGUGGUAGGCGAGGAUGACUCUGAACUUCAUACGGAUGACGGUUUUGAGGACCAAAUUCUUAUCCCGGUGCCUGCCGUAGAAGAAGACUACAUUGAACAGACUCUGGUUACUGUCGCUGGGAAAAGCUCGUCUACAGGCCGGAUGAAGAAAAGUGGAAGCGGAAAGAAAUCGGGCAAAAGGAGCUAUUUGAGUGGGGGAGAAAUUGGACGCAAAUGGGAACAGAAGCAGGUCCAGAUAAAGACUUUGGAGGGGGAAUUUUCUGUCACUAUGUGGGCAUCGGAUGACAAGAAAGACAUAGACCACGAGGAGCAAAUCACAGGAGAAAACUCUCCCCCAGAUUAUUCUGAAUACAUGACAGGAAAGAAGCUUCCUCCAGGAGGCAUCCCAGGCAUUGACCUGUCAGAUCCCAAGCAGUUGGCAGAAUUUGCACGAAUGAAGCCAAGAAAAGUAAAAGAAGAUGAUGCGCCUCGAACGAUAGCCUGUCCACAUAAAGGAUGCACCAAGAUGUUCAGGGACAACUCGGCGAUGAGGAAACACUUGCACACCCAUGGGCCUCGCGUGCAUGUAUGUGCAGAGUGUGGCAAAGCAUUUGUGGAGAGCUCAAAACUGAAAAGGCAUCAACUUGUACACACAGGAGAGAAACCUUUCCAAUGCACAUUUGAGGGCUGCGGCAAGCGGUUCUCCCUGGACUUUAACUUGCGCACACAUGUGCGCAUUCACACUGGAGACCGCCCAUACGUUUGUCCCUUUGAUGGCUGCAACAAAAAGUUUGCUCAGUCAACCAACCUGAAGUCUCACAUUCUCACACACGCUAAAGCCAAAAAUAACCAGUGAGCUAUCCAUUGAAUGAACCAGGCUAAAUGCAAAAGCAGCUGGAGGAUUUGACCUUGUUCUCCGCUCCUUGACAGACUCGUGUUCGAUGGCCUGCUUUAUUGUGAGAUAAGUCCCUUUGUAGAUUCAAACAAAAAAAAUUACUUUUGUGAACUUUUUGAUAAUACACAUGGGGGUUUGAACAAGGAACUUGUAAUGACCCCAACCCUUUUGGCCUGGCCUCUCCCUUUUGGAUGGAACAUUUUACGGUUUCUUCUUAAGAAGAUAUGAAUUCAUGACUCUGCACCUAAAAUUGUAUUUAUACUUUAAUGCAGUCAAUUUAAAAAAAUUUUGCAAAUCAGUCAAAUUUGCAUUGAUCAUACGCAGUAACAACUUAACAUUUUUUUUUAACCUUUCCCCAAGUGUGCAUAUUGUACACUGUUUGACAUAAGCUCAGCGGUAAUAUAUGUAUCAAGAUUGUAUUUGUAGGUCUUCCUGGAAGAGGUUUGUUUUACAUCCCAUCUUUCUCCUUCAUAAGACAGUGAUUUAAAGGAGAUUGGGUUGUUUUUGGAUAUUUUCAUCAUUCUACAACGCAAUAUCAGAAAUAUGUAGAUCAUAGCCAUGUGAUUUUCAAUAGUGAUCAAUGAUUAAAAUGUUUUCCCCAUUGCA
Melanotaenia boesemani (Boeseman's rainbowfish) is the source of this 1815-nucleotide messenger RNA. It is a transcript of the gene yy1a, whose product is annotated as YY1 transcription factor a. Gene Ontology annotation, cellular component: transcription regulator complex; PcG protein complex. The record is from RefSeq and is a predicted model, not a curated record. Bases 118 to 1170 code for a protein of 350 amino acids. Lineage: Eukaryota; Metazoa; Chordata; Actinopteri; Atheriniformes; Melanotaeniidae. Gene Ontology annotation, biological process: regulation of transcription by RNA polymerase II. Gene Ontology annotation, molecular function: DNA-binding transcription factor activity, RNA polymerase II-specific; RNA polymerase II cis-regulatory region sequence-specific DNA binding. The transcript is spliced from 5 exons.